GUUUGAGACAGAUAUCUGAAGGUCGAGUGGCGGCCCUUCUAUUGGCUGGCGGUCAGGGGACCAGACUUGGUGUCAAUUACCCGAAAGGCAUGUUCGACGUCGGCCUCCCCUCCCAUAAGACUUUAUACCAAUUACAAGGCGAACGUAUUCUUCGACUCGAGAAACUUGCGUAUGAUUUGACGGGAAAGAAGGGUUCAAUUCCCUGGUAUAUCAUGACCUCUGAAGCCACUAAAGAACCCACUCUUGAAUUUUUUAAGAAGAAUAACUAUUUUGGUUUAUCGGCUGAGAACGUGGUUGUUUUCGAACAAAGCACUUUCCCGUGCUUUCAAUUUGAUGGGCAAAUCAUUUUGGAGACGCCGUACAAAGUGUCGAGAGCUCCCGACGGCAACGGAGGUCUCUAUAACGCGCUCACAGAUCGCGGCAUUUUGGAUGACAUGCAAAAGCGAGGCAUUGAACACAUCCAAGUGUAUUGUGUGGACAAUAUUCUGGUGAAAGUAGCGGAUCCGACAUUCAUUGGCUAUUGUAUAUCGAAAGGGGCCGAAGCGGCGGCCAAAGUGGUACAAAAGGCGUUCCCAACCGAAGCCGUCGGCAUUAUAUGCAAAGUGAGAGGAAAAUACAAAGUCGUUGAAUACAGUGAAGUCUCGCUACAAACCGCUCAAAAGCGCAGUUCAAACGGAAGGCUCACUUUCGACGCCGGAAACAUUUGUAACCACUAUUUCACUUUGAAUUUCCUUAAAAAUAAUGUUUCUGGAAAAGAGCUGAUCCAUCACAUCGCGAAGAAGAAGAUUGCAUACAUCGACACAAACGGCAAAGAAGUGAAGCCCGAGAAACCCAAUGGAAUCAAACUCGAAAAAUUUGUGUUUGACGUCUUCGAGUUCACUGACAAAUUUGUUGUUUGGGAAGUAUUACGUGAAGACGAAUUCUCUCCGCUCAAGAAUGGCGAGGGCUCUGAUAAAGACAACGCCACUACCGCUCGCCUAUCCGUCUAUAAUCUUCACCAGAGGUUUGUGUUGAGCUCUGGCGGAAAGUUUGUGGACGAAAACGGAAAAGCGAUUCCUCUGAUUGCGAGUCCAGUCAAAGUUGAUUUGAAUGGCAAUAAUAACGGCUCUGACAUUAAUGAUAGCAAUAAUAAUAACCAUAAUGACGGUCAAGUGAUUUGCGAGAUAUCGCCGCUAAUCAGUUAUGACGGCGAAGGGCUCGACAAAUUGGUUUCCGGACAGCAAUUUCAAACACCACUAAUUCUUAAUGAUUCCGACGGACAACCCAUCAAAAUGAAAACGCAUGUCAUUAAACAGACUAAUGGCAACGCUAUUGGGGUUAAUGAUACGAAC
Molecule: messenger RNA, 1331 nt
Organism: Medioppia subpectinata
Lineage: Eukaryota; Metazoa; Arthropoda; Arachnida; Sarcoptiformes; Oppiidae
Source: the annotation of a GenBank genome assembly